Molecule: messenger RNA, 4714 nt
Organism: Pogona vitticeps (central bearded dragon)
Lineage: Eukaryota; Metazoa; Chordata; Lepidosauria; Squamata; Agamidae
Source: RefSeq, a predicted model, not a curated record
UAGGUCGCUGUUGUCACACUUAAUAGAGUCCCCCGCAUGAGCAGGAAGCAGAACCUUAUUAGACGGACCAUAACUAUGCAAUUAGGAAAAAUGGCCUUCCGACGUGUGAGAUUCUUUGAUUUAUAGCAGUACAUAGCAAAAGAACUGUACAUGAUUUUUACAUUAAGAGGAACAAGACGCUUUUUUCCCCGGGACAGAUUAGACUUUACGCGUCUAUUAACUGCGGAUACAAAAUGAUCCAUCAUCUCGGACGCUAGGCUGUUAUUUGCUGCUGCCAAAGUUUACUGUAAAGAAUAAUUCGUAACAUGAGUUCUGCGUUAGAAGAAAAGGAACUUCAGGAGAGAUUGAGAGAAGCGGCUGCUUUGGGGGACCUCGAAGAAGUCCAGCGAUUGGUGGAGUUCGGGGUGAACGUGAAUUCUCAAAAUGAAAUCAACGGCUGGACCUGCUUGCAUUGGGCCUGCAAACGGAAUCAUGCUCAGGUGGUAUCAUACCUGCUCGAAGCUGGUGCUGAUAAGGACAUUCUCACAGUUAAAGAAGAAAGGCCAGACCAGCUGACAUCAAAGAGGGAAAUAAGGAAGAUGCUGGGAGUGAAAGAUGAUGAUGAGCUUCUGGAUGUGAAGAAAGAUACUGCCCUGCCCAUUGUCCCCAAUUAUUUGGCUCACCCACCUUUCCCAUAUGUUUAUAACUCCAUGAGUAGCAGCACUACCAGCACCUCAGCUUCGUCUUUGAAUGGAAGACUUUCCCCUACUUUGGAGCAGCACAAUGAAGACUGUCCAGUUUCUUUACCUCACAUUCAGACACUUGGCAAUGCCAUGGGACAACAAGACAGAUCUUCCCCGGUAGGGUCCAGUGGGGACACAGCCAGGGGAAUGGCUGUAGAGUGCACUGAGCCCAUCGUCCAAAAUGGCCAUGUUCGCCAGAUGCCUGUUCCUCCAAGCACGACAAUCUCCUCCCCAGCUGCAUCUAAACAGCCUGAAACUCAGCAACCCAAUGGCUCCUGUGCAGGACCUGUUCCAACCUUUCAACCCUUUUUCUUCACAGGAGCGUUCCCCUUUACAAAUAUGCAAGAACUGGUGCUCAAGGUCAGAGUUCAAAACCGUACACUGAAAGAGAAUGAUUUCAUUGAAAUUGAACUGGACCGACAAGAGCUGACGUACAGAGAACUGCUGAGAGUGAGCUGCUGUGAAUUGGGGGUUAACCCAGAACAUGUGGAAAAAAUACGGAAGCUUCCAAAUACAGUGUUAAGGAAGGACAAAGAUGUUUCAAGGCUUCAAGAUUUCCAAGAACUGGAGUUGGUUCUGACAAUGAGCGACAACGACUUUCUGUUUAGAAAUGCUGCACCAACGUUGACAGAAAGACCUUGUUACAAUAAGAAAGCAUCAAAACUGACAUACUAAUUGCUGAAAUAAAAUACCUGUCACUAGCAUUUAACCUAGGGGUUUUGUAAGGGCUAUAACAUCAAAUUAUACUUUACCUGUGGAGGUUACCUUUUGACCCAUUAAGUCUCCUUAUUUGAAAGCAAGUACAACUGAAGACUGUUGCACUUCUUUCAGGUGAUCUGUGCUUAGGAUGAGGAUCUCGGUACUUGUAGUGUCCGCCAUUAGCUUUGAAUAACCUGACACUCAAAUAAUGUGCUGAGGUAGAAUACUAAGCAGGGACAGACUGUGCACUCUCUGCAUGCAGCUGUGUUUCUUGAGAGGGAAUUAUUUCUCCCUAGAAUACUGCGGAGUUUGAAGCUCUCAGGGAAAGGCUUUAAAUGAAAUUGUUCUCAUAAUUGCUAUGGACGUAAAGGAGCAGGAGCACUCAUGUUGAAGGACAGAACCUGGGAGGCAGAAAAUGCUUGUAAUGAGACUCUUUAGCAUGCAGAGAUUCCUGGUAUUACUAAUGAGAGUUAAAUGUGCAAUGUGUGAAGAAUACACUAUUUUUAAAGAGAGAAGAAAGAACAGGGAAGGAAGAAAGAGUAGCCAGGGUUCUCAAGCAAUAGUGAGGUUGGCAUAGGAGUAUCAAGGUAGUUCUGAGUUAUGCUGAUAGGCCAUCCUUCUGGACCAUCAACACCGCAAACAGUAGUGGGGAUAGGUUUUGCCACUUGUACACGUCAAAGGAAGCGGCUAGUGUUAGAGUCAAGAUGUAGGUCAAGGGGAAGCUUGCCCUGCUGACCUCAUUGUUACUUAAAGAAGCAUGAGCAAGCUACUAAAGAGAUGGAAGACUGGAGCCCUCAGAGGUACAUUGUGGCCAGGGCUUGGGGAAAGUCAGCUUUUGAGGAGAAUGGCCCCAGAAUCCCCCAUCUAGCCUGGCCGUUGGCCGUGCUGCUGGGAGGAUUCUAGGAGCUGUAGAAGGAACUUUUCCAACAUCUGUCUGGGGUAUCAUAUACUAGACAAAACAUCUCCCACUGCCUGGUCCUUUUAAGAGCAAAGCUUGGGUAUCUGAUAGAAGCACACACUUUAAUUCAGCUGGUUUAAGACUCUUACAAGGUCACAAAACCAGCUGCAGUUUCUUCAAAAUGGUGCUCAGUUCAAACAUUUGAACAUAUUUACUGUAUUAUCCCAAACUGUAAAUAUGGUGUUGGACAAAACUAUUAGUGUGAGCUGUCAUGCUGACAUGAGAGUGCUUGUCAGCAAACAAUGUGGAAUGAUUGAUAAUAUCUGGUGGUGACUGAACAUUUUAAUUUUUAUUAUUAUUAUUUGUAUUCUGUUUCAGCUUCCUGAGGAGUAAGUAGAUUGGUAACUUGACUCCACAACCUGAAACCGCAAGUGGACUGAGCACAUUUUCUCUUAGCCUCUAGCCUUUAUCCUGUGUAUACUCUGGUCUUAAACUGUUAACCUGUUUAAGGGAAAUAAUCUUCUAGCAUUUUAAAUAGCAGAAUUAUUUUUCAUACCAAGAUAAAAAUCUUGGGAGUUUCUAUGCAUUUUUGAUAGAUGUGCUUGCAUUUCACAUAGGCAUGCCCUGCUUCUCCCCUCCUUGCUAGUUAAAAUCCUAUGCUGUCAAAUCCUAGAAUAAACAAUCUGGAAAGGCUUGGAACAUAACCUGUUUGAAUAAGUAAAUAAUAUAUAUAGUUUUAGGAUUCCAUAGUACUAAUGGAGAUACAGUAUGUCAUUUACUUUGGCUGUAGUUCAAUUAAUAUAGACUACAAGGUGGAAGGACUAUAGCGAGGCACUUGGAAAUUAGUAGAGAAAAGCAUUUAGCUGCUGAUUGCUAUGUCGCUGUGUCAGUGUUCCCCUUGCCUCUGGCUGGGGUAAAGGGAUCAUGGGCACUAAUAACAACCCUUAUCAGUGUUAUAGAAUUAAGAGAGGUCUGAAGUUUGAGAGGGGACACUGCCCAUUUUGGGGGUGGGGGGAAACUAUGUGCCAGAACCGACCAUCCUUGUGAACUUGUCCAGGACAGAACACUAAUCUUUGGGGCUGCUUCUGCUGAUGGAUCUGAAUGGCACACGAGGUGAUGAUUGUCUCCUUCCUUGUUGGAAAUUCCCUCUGGGUAGUUAGCGAGUCCAUCCCAAGUAAGUGAGGGUAGCCAUCCCACAGCUGCUUUUCUGUCUUAGCCACCUGUUAACCUUAAUGUGACAGAAGAAAAGAUGGAGAAGAUUCUUCCCUCUUACCCUUUUAACCUGUGUGCACAUUUUUCUCAGCUGUAGCUCCCCUCUGUUUCAACAGUCAAAGGAAGGAGAAGAAAUGUUAUAAUCUUGUAAUGAUCUUAGAACUGCAGGACUCCUAUGGGUCGAGUCCAGCCCUUACCAGGGAGGCACAGCGGGGGAAUCGAACUCCCAACCUCUGGCUCCACAGCCAGAUACCUAAACCACUGAGUUAUUUAGCAGCUCAUUGGGUUCAGCCAUGUUGUACCUCAAGAUUUCCUGUACUGUUUUGGGGAACAUGGCCAAUAUAUCUAAGAAGACUUCACUUAUUCUGUGAUAUUGGUAGCAGCUUCUGUGUUUCAGAGUGGCUCACAGACAGAACAUUUUAUUGACCAAGGCUAUGUAGAACAUAUUCCUCCAGACUUGUGGAGGAAAACUUUGUUAAAACUAUUUCAGAUCCUGUAAGUAAGAGGGUAGAAAGAGUGCUGUUCUGUAUAUUUACACAUAUAUUGCAGAUUUGAUUUUGAUUUCCCGAGCAGCCUAACUAUUUCUUAAGAAACACUGGGUAUGACGCUACUAGGUGCUUAAUAUUGUCUGGUAGGGUAAAGCAAUGGCUGGAAAAUCCACCUUUAAUAGUUUAUUAGGCCUCUUGUAUGCUGUGGAGUUUUCAGAUGUGAUCAUUCUCAAAUGUAAUUGUCUCCUCAACCAUUAUAUUGAGGAGGGCAGCUGGCAGCACUGCAGAUGUUAUUAGACUGCAGCUACAAUUGUCGGUCACCAUUGGUCAUGUUGGGUGGGGCUGAUGGGAAUGGCAGUCCACCAUCAUCUGGAAAGCUGUAUGUCCCCCUUGCUUGAGCUGUAUUUUCAUGUCCCAUACGAUAUUUUGUGAAGCAAAUUUAAUGUCAAAUGUCAUUUUGCUUCAGUGACCUAUGCUGGCCACAUGUCCCAGUCAGGCUAGAUCUUAAAAGAUGCACUGAAGAAUCACUGUGAUUAAUAUAAUUAAUUAACCACAGAAUUUUAAGAUGUGGUUUUAAAACCUGAGCUGUCCCUUAUGAAAGGGAAUUCAGAGCUGAUUGCAUUAUUAUCCAAUCAGUCUGCUCACACAACUGCUGAUUGAAGCAAUAUAUUUGAAAUUGGGUUUUCAAAAAAAAA